AUGUUCAGUCUUAUCAAAAUCCUGAGGCUAGCCGGCAUUGCUGGGCCCGGGGUGCUGGCAGCUGAGCUCAGUGCCUACAAUGUUGAUCCCAACUCAGUGUCAGUUUCUGGAUUCUCUGCUGGAGGAUUCAUGGCGGCGCAGCUCGGUGUUGCCUACUCCGAUACCUUCAAAAUCGGCUUCGGUGUACUUGCUGGGGGCCCGUAUGAUUGCGCUCGAAACCAACAUUACACCAAUUGCAUGUACAACCUGACUCCAUCCAUCACGCAGCCAGUGGCCAACAUGAAGUCCUGGAGUGGAAACCAAAUUGACCCUAUUGCCAACCUCCCCAACCGCAAGAUUUAUAUGCAGGUCGGAUCGGCAGACACCACCGUGGGGCCAAAACCAUUAAAUCAGUUGAAAGCGCAGCUGGCCAACUUUGUUGGCCAGUCCAAGGUCUCAUUCGUGACGACUAAUGGAGCUGCUCACGUUUUCCCUACCGAUUUUAGCGCGACUGGCAACACCAAUUGUGGCCGGGCUGCUUCCCCUUACAUCAGCAACUGCGGUUAUGAUGGUGCAGGUGAUGUUUUAAAGUGGAUGUAUGGCGCUCUUAAUCCUCGAACCAACCGUGCACUAUCUGGCACCCUCGUGUCUUUCGCGCAGACCGGCACGAAGGGGGCCUCCGGAAUGGACACUACUGGGUAUCUGUAUGUGCCCCAGGUGUGUCAAGACGGUUCCACUGUAUGUAAGCUACAUGUAGCCCUGCAUGGAUGCCAGCAGAGCUACGGCCAUAUCGGAUCUAAGUUCAUCGAUAAUACUGGCUAUAACAAGUGGGCAGAUGCGAACAAAAUCAUCAUCCUCUAUCCACAGGCAAAGGUGGACCACACUGUUCAUUCCAUAUGGGGUGGGACUAUGCUGUCUAACUCUAAUGCUUGCUUUGACUGGAUGGGCUGGUAUGGAUCAAAUGCUGAUCAGAGAGGAGGUGCUCAAGUUGCUGCCAUGGUCAACCAAGUCAAUAAGAUCACUAGUGGUUACACAGGCUAGUGGUGACGUAAGUAGUAAGAGAUAUCUCACAGACUCCACUUAUGUUUGGGAUAUGGCUAAGGGAGGGAGAAUCUGCGCGUUCCGUUUGCAUAGGAAUUCCAGGCCAGAUUGAGAAUUUUCGGAGCUGCCCCAUAAUCCACGAGCCACUUCGAUAGUAUAUGGAUAUGUCAUUUCUGCUCAUGGCGAACGAUAUUAGAUAAUGUCCACAUGGUAUAAAUCGCCUUGUAAUUAGAGAUUGGGAUAUAAGCAUAUAGUACGCUGGCUGCGGGAUAGUUGUG
This is a messenger RNA of Fusarium redolens, 1298 nucleotides long. RefSeq names its product Alpha/Beta hydrolase protein. Gene Ontology annotation, molecular function: hydrolase activity. Gene Ontology annotation, cellular component: extracellular region. The coding region runs from base 1 to 1020 and encodes 339 amino acids. NCBI's taxonomy places the organism in Eukaryota, Fungi, Ascomycota, Sordariomycetes, Hypocreales, Nectriaceae. The transcript is spliced from 5 exons. The record is from RefSeq and is a predicted model, not a curated record.